This is a messenger RNA of Ctenocephalides felis (cat flea), 1154 nucleotides long. Its product is annotated as dehydrogenase/reductase SDR family member 4-like. Gene Ontology annotation, molecular function: carbonyl reductase (NADPH) activity. Bases 127 to 951 code for a protein of 274 amino acids. The record is from RefSeq and is a predicted model, not a curated record. Lineage: Eukaryota; Metazoa; Arthropoda; Insecta; Siphonaptera; Pulicidae. The transcript is spliced from 6 exons.
UUCCAAAAUUGUAUUUUUGAUCAGUAAAUGCAUCUAGUUUAAACAUUAAGCCAAAGAUAUCAUUUGUCAUACUGAAGAAAAUUAACGUUCAAAUUAUUUCAAUUUAUAUUCUCGUACUUUCAUUCAAUGAAACUUCUAAAUGCGAUUUUCAAUAUAUCUAGAACAAUGCACUCAACAAGUAAUAAAGUUUACUGCAACAGGUUAACUGGAAAAGUAGCAGUUGUAACUGCUUCCACUGAUGGGAUAGGAUUUGCAAUAGCAAAGCGUUUAGGAGUUGAAGGAGCUAAAGUAGUAGUGAGUAGUCGCAAAUCUAAAAAUGUAGAAUCAGCUGUAUCUACUUUGUUAAAGGAAGGCCUUGAUGCACAUGGUGUAGUUUGUCAUGUUUCAAAAGCAGAAGAUAGAAAAGCACUUUACGACCAAGCAGUACAAAAAUAUGGGGGUAUUGAUAUAUUAGUUUCUAAUGCUGCUGUUAAUCCAACAGUUGGGCAUGUAUUGCAAUGCGAUGAACAAUCUUGGGAUAAAAUAUUUGAUGUGAAUGUAAAAUCAUCAUUCUUGCUAGCUAAAGAAGUCUUACCAUAUCUUCGAAAGAGAGGAGGUGGUAGCAUUGUAUUUGUAUCUUCAAUUGCUGGUCUUCAACCAUUUCCAAUUUUGGGUGCAUAUUCUGUGAGUAAAACUGCUCUGUUUGGUUUAACUAAAGCUGCUAGUCAUGAUCUUGCUUCAGAAAACAUUCGUGUAAAUUGUAUUGCUCCUGGCAUUGUAAAGACUAAAUUUUCCAGUGCUUUACAUGAGAGUGAAACUGCAAAAGAAGCAGCUUUGAUGAAUGUUCCCAUGAGAAGACUCGCAGAUCCAUCAGAGAUGUCUGGAGUAGUUGCUUUUCUGGUGUCAGACGAUGCUAGUUAUAUUACAGGUGAAACAUUAGUGGCUGCAGGUGGUAUGCCAUCACGACUUUAAUUGGAAUUUUAAAUAUUUUACUCUAAUUUUGGAUUUUAUAAACUGCUUGGGUAUAUUGGAUAUAUGAAUUAACAAUUCUAGCAAUGUGAGAAAAACUGAAUUAGCUUAUGGUGGUAAUACAUAAACACAGCUACUCUAUAAUUGUAUAUAAGCUGCAUCAGCUAUUCUAUAAUUUUGUAUAAUAAACCAUUUGGAAAAAUGAG